Messenger RNA from Dioszegia hungarica, 1671 nucleotides. RefSeq lists its product as uncharacterized. The record is from RefSeq and is a predicted model, not a curated record. Lineage: Eukaryota; Fungi; Basidiomycota; Tremellomycetes; Tremellales; Bulleribasidiaceae. The coding region runs from base 1 to 1671 and encodes 556 amino acids. The transcript is spliced from 13 exons.
AUGGGCCGGCGGGAGGUCGGCGAUCCGGACCCGAGAUCUGCUAGCGGGUACGCCGAUCCACACCCAGUCGACUUGACCGCGAAAAACUUCCUCGACGAGGCAGGCUUGACUGCCAGCCAUAAGGCGCUGUUUAACUUGGGUAUGGAUAUCCUCGACGCAAACUACCGGCCCCCUCUUCUCUUCUCGUCCGCCAAGCUGUCCUCGUGGUAUUCGGUCGGCCUUCUUGCUCGUGACCAGCCCGGUGAUGUCGAGCGGGCAAAGAAGCUUCUCGCCAACUCGCUCCAUCUCCAAGAGCUUGAUUCGUCCUUCGAGCAGAACUAUGGCUCAUUCAAGAAGCAUGCUGUACAUCCCUGGUCAUCAGGAAAGAACCCCUUGUGGGUGGGAGAGAUUUAUGACUCUUAUGAUCCGAACAAUGCGCAAGUUUUGGAUCAAUUCAGUGACAAGCUCGACUCGGACCUCAUCGAGGGGAUCAAGAAGGCUAUGCACACCGCCUGCAUCGGGAACGCCAAGCGCCAUGGUGGCUGGCACGGGGAUGACAUGUGGCCUUCAUACACCAACCCGUGGUUCCUGCGCUGUGUCUGCAGUACCUACACUGGCCACAUGAUGGGCGACAAGCAACUCAUCGAGCAAGCAGAGGGCUGGGUACAAGAGGCAGUUGAGCUGUUCGACCGAGACGAUACCCCUGGCGAGUUCAACAGCCCUACCUACGCCGGCGUCACCCUCAUGGCGCUGGCUUUAGCCAAGUUUUGUCCGCCCGAAUCCGCCAUCAGCAAGGUCGCUCCGAGGCUCAUGAAGGCGAUCUGGGAGUCUCAAGCGGAAACGUACAACCCCUCGCUCAAGAAUGUUGCUGGACCAUGGGACCGGUCGUACGGAUACUGCAUGACCCAGUACUACGCCACCGUCGCAGCGAACAUUGCAUCGGUCGUAGGCAUAGAAGAUGCGCCGAUGCCCUCCCCCCUCAACGGCUCGGACCACUUCACCGACGCAGCUCUCAUACCCAUGCAGAUGCUCACCGCGCCAUAUACGGAAGCCGACCUUUCGGAUGAGACCCGCGCCAAGUUUAAGAAGCUAUACGCUCCCCACAUGUACACCCCUCGCUCGACAUUCCCGCCACACGACCGCAAGCCUCGCCGAUACACCUACUGGCUGGAAGAAGGGCUCUCAAUCGGAGGCGUCGAGUUUGAUGAGGAUCGGAUCGGCGGGCCAAAGGGGAUUCCGGCGCAGUUCAACCCCGGUGUGAUUCAGUGGGACUCGGGAAACCAUGGCUCUGGUUGCGGUUGGAUCUCGGUCUGGCCCGAGAACGCUUGCACUUCCUUCAUCGCUUCCAAGGACUCGCUCACCGUCCGCUACCUCACCCCUACCGAUUUCCCAGGCAGUCCGACCUCCAAUCGCGUCGCUAUCCGCUUCGGCUGCCUCCCCGGCCUGCACCUGGAUCACGAGUUCCUGGCCGACGGAAAGGCUUCCCUCCCGGGCCUGGACAUCCAUCUGAGCGGCAGCAUCGUUGACAAGGGCGAUCGCGCUGUCUCGUUCUCCCUGGCGCAGAAGAUCCACGGUGCUUACUAUUACGAGGUCGUCUACACCUUCCCCGACUCCCUUCGUGAGACUGAGGCGCCCACUUUGGUCAUCGGAGUCACAAAGACCCAGCCUCCUGCCAGCUUGUUCUUGAUGUAG